AUGGCCGACGCGGUGGGAAUUGGUGCCGGCGGCGCACUUGCUCAGGGACUCCCGCUUGAGCAGUGGUUUAUGGAAAUGCCCCCAUGCACACGCUGGUGGACGGCGGCGACGGUGAUCACRGGGGUUUUGGUGCAGUGCGAGAUCCUUACACCAUUCCAGCUGUUCUACAGCUUCSGUUCUGUCUUUCAGAAGCAGCAAUUCUGGCGAUUAGCGACGACCUUCAUCUACUUCGGCCCUUUAUCGAUGAACCUCCUCUUCCACAUCUUCUUCAUCCAACGCUACGCACGAAUGCUCGAAGAGGCAGCUGCAUCUGUUGCGCACUUCAGUUGGCUUCUUGCCUUCAUUUCCGUCACUCUCCUCUCCAUUGCGCCGAUGUUCAGCCAGGCUUUCCUCGGAACAACGCUCAGCAGCACAUUGGUGUAUAUUUGGUCGAGGAGGAACCCAGAUACGCGGUUGAGCUUCAUGGGACUUAUGGCGUUCAAGGCGCCUUGGCUGCCGUGGGUUUUGGUGGCCUUCAACGUGGUGCUUAAUGGACAUUGGCCGAAGGACGAGCUGUGCGGGAUCGCUGUUGGACACAUCUGGUACUUCUUCAACGACAUCUAUCCCUCAGCACACAAUGGGCACCGGCCGAUGGACCCUCCUGGUUGGUGGAUCCGGCUGUUCGAGGGCGCCGCACUACCAGCAGCCACCGAGUCUGACGUACAUGCCGCGGCUAUCAACCGCGAUAUUCCUGCGCCGAUGGUUCCUGGUGUUCAGUAG
Molecule: messenger RNA, 759 nt
Organism: Ramularia collo-cygni
Lineage: Eukaryota; Fungi; Ascomycota; Dothideomycetes; Mycosphaerellales; Mycosphaerellaceae
Product: probable ER-associated proteolytic system protein Der1
Exons: 3
Coding region: 1-759 (252 amino acids)
Biological process (GO): endoplasmic reticulum unfolded protein response
Cellular component (GO): endoplasmic reticulum membrane; Hrd1p ubiquitin ligase ERAD-L complex
Molecular function (GO): ubiquitin-specific protease binding; misfolded protein binding
Source: RefSeq, a predicted model, not a curated record